Messenger RNA from Fomitopsis serialis, 1347 nucleotides. Its product is annotated as Cerato-platanin-domain-containing protein. Bases 432 to 1007 code for a protein of 191 amino acids. The transcript has 3 exons. NCBI's taxonomy places the organism in Eukaryota, Fungi, Basidiomycota, Agaricomycetes, Polyporales, Fomitopsidaceae. The record is from RefSeq and is a predicted model, not a curated record.
GGCAAAAGACAAGUGUUGCUUGGCGUUCCUCAUUGCUCUCGUACGCAUGAUCCUCGUCCGCCCAUUCCCCUCGUUGUCGCUUCGAGCCUUCCAGCUUCCCGGCACAAGACUCUCAUCACCGUCUGGGCCGUGGACGUGCAGGGUGCCGUAUACGUACGGGCGUCGCAGGACGGACUCCGAUCGCCGCGUUGGUCCCUGCGUUUCAGCUCGGCCUUGCGCCUCCGUGCUGCUGCUUUUGCGUUCUGCAGGUGUCCGAAUCGGACGAUGAUGGCCGUUCGGUCAGCUGGCCUAGGCUCGCAACGCAUACCGCUCCCAGGCAGCACCGACCACCGCAGGACCACCGUGCUGCAGGCUUACGGACUCGUGUCGAGGAAGUCACAGCUGCAUAUGGUCCUCGGCGUUCAUGCCCGUUCUCGUGACACGCCUAAAAGAUGCCAAGUUACUCGUUCCGCCUCGCAGGUAUAAAGGUGCACGUCGCCCUCGUCUCUUCUCCAGUUCGUCGUCUCUCAACUCGACUUGAACCGCAUCCGACUUCGCACAUCUUCUCAUUCUCGACGUUUCUUACGCCCGCCAUCAUGCGUUUCACCUCCGCUCUCGCCGCCGUCGCCCUCCUCUUCGCGCCUGCCGCGCUCGCCCAGAGCUCCGUCACGGUCGCGUACGACGAGAACUACGACAACGCCAGCCAGUCGCUCUCCACCGUCUCGUGCUCCGACGGCACCUACGGGCUCGAGUCCAAGGGCUACACCACGUUCGGCUCGCUCCCCGACUUCCCCUACAUCGGCGCGGCCGCCGCGGUCAGCGGCUGGGGCUCCGCGGAGUGCGGCACCUGCUGGGAGCUCGAGUACAACGGCGCCACGAUCAACGUGCUCGCGAUCGACCACGCCGGCGAUGGCUUCAACAUCGCGCUGGAGGCUCUGAACGCGCUUACGAACGGCCAGGGAUCCAGCGUGGGUCGCAUCACCGCGACCGCUACCCAGGUCGACGCCUCUGUCUGCGGCAUCCCCUAAGCGUGUUCAUAUGUGGACAAACGUUACGAUGGAAUGACUUGAUUUCGAUGACAAUGGACGAUGCUACGGACUCUCGCAAAGACUGCUUAGCCUAGCUCACGCAUUCCGGACUUUACUGCAGUGUUUCAGAUUUGGGUUGAUGUUCACGAAUGGACUAUUGCUUUGGCUUUCUGCGUUGCGUGCGUUACCUGAUGAACGGCCACAUCCAGUCUUCAGAUGUUUUCUGCUACAGGUACGUGCACGACGGAACAGUGACUUCAAUGGAGAGCGGUGGCUUUAUCGGUUAAAGUGAUUCGUUGUACACUGUUUACAGGACACAAUAGCACUUCGUGUUAACCCU